CACACGUAAAACGCGGGGAGUUGGCCACACUAAAGAAGAAGAGAAGCGGGAGAGGAAAGCAGACGCCACAAAAUUGGUUAAAAAUUCUUCAAUCCAGGAUCUAAAAGUCAAUUCGACUGCAAUGGGAAAAGAAAAGGCUGGCAAGUCCUUCAGCAUCGGCGACCUGGUGUUCGCCAAGGUCAAGGGCUAUCCCGCGUGGCCGGCAAAGAUCACCAAGUACAACAACAAGAAGUACAAUGUUUACUUCUAUGGCACGGGCGAGACGGCCAAUAUCAAGUUGGAGGAUCUAUUCUCCUACGUGGACAACAAGGAAAAGUUUGCCACAGACAAGAAUAUGAAGCGCGCCAAAUUCAGCGACGCCAUCGACCAGAUCGAAAGUGCUUUGAGCGGCGAGGACUCGGCACCUAUCGAUUUGUCCGCCGCCGAAGAGGGAGCCUCUACCCCCGCCGCCGCCACCGCUGGCUCCGAGACCCCGGCUCCCGCCAAGAAGUCCGAAGAGGUAACCAAGCCAGAGACUUCUGCUUCCGCUGCAACUGUCGGAGGCGAAAAACCCAAAAAGACACCAGGAGGUUCCCGCAAGAGCAAGGCACCUCCACGCCAUGUGGACGGCGACACUGAUGCGGCAGCCGUGCCGGAUGCCUCGGGUUCUGCCGAUGCUCCGCCGCCGCCAAAGCGUCGGGUGCCGCCGGAGGGAUUGAAUGCAACACCCAAUGCCGCCUCUGCAACGGCCUCGCCUGCUACACCAGCUGCUGGCGCCACCAACCGUCAGAAGUCGGUUAAGAAAUCGAAACCGACAGCAGCUGUAACUCCCAUCCAGAAGCGCUCCAGGCCAGUAAAUAACAUCCAGAACGACAUGCUGAUGGUAUACCUGCCGACGGCCAAGUGCCUGGGCAUUGAUCUCAACUACAACAAGCCGGAGAUCUUUGAGAGUGCCGCCGCCGAGCAGGCCUGGUUAGAGAAGUCACGCUUAGAAGCCAUGGAGCUAAAGGUGAAGCUGGAGAGUGGUCAAAUUGAGCCAGAAUCCAUGCCAGAACGCAUUAUUGUGGAGCCGGCACGCAGCGAGAUACCGAAGCAGGAGGCCAUGCGGUUUAUUGAGGAGCUAAUUGAUCAUGAGGAUGCACUGUUUAGUGAACGUGACUUCAUCCAGCUCUCCCAGCAGCUGCGCGAAUGCUUGGGCUUGCGGCGAGCCAAUGUGGGCAAGUGCCUAGAGAUUCUGGAGAUGUUCAAGGAUGUGGAGCUCAACAAGUUGAUGUUGUUACGCAAUCCCGAGUGUGUGGACAUAAUGCGACGCCUGCGUCGCUAUGUUGGCAACUUGGAACUCUGGAAAAUGGACCUCUGCGACGAGGUGGAGUUCAAGGAGAAGGCUCAGAUCAUACGCAAAGUUUCCGCCUCCAUAUAUGACGGCUUUAAGUCGCUGUUCAAUUCGGAAAAUGAAUACGAGGACAACUUCUGGAUAGAGUUUUGUGAGAAGGUGAAAAUCUACAAGACGUACACGAAGAAUAUGAAUGAGAACCUGCGAGUGGGUAUGAACGAGCGUGGCUACAACAAUCUGGUUGAGGCCAAAGAAGGCGCCGCCGCGGAAGCGGCUCAAAAAUAGAUUAUCAGUGUUUUUUUUGGACAAGAUCUGCAAGUCCAACUGUUAGAUCUAAGCGUAAAGAUCCGGGCAUCCUAGCCCCAAAAAGCUCCCGACGACGAGUGCUAAUUGCUUACUUUCUAGGAUUAAGUUUAAUGCAGUUUACUUACUCUGAAUACCGUGUGGAUACCAGUAGCAUAUCUACGCUCUUGUACAUCAAUAAGUAGUUAUAUUUCAGCUUCCUUUAAACCGUACAUACAUAUAUAUUUAGCAUAUGUGUGCAUAGAAGUUCAAUGAUUAAUAAUGAAUUCAACCAGAGAUGGUAAAUAAUCUAAUUGAAGCUAUCGUUUUCAUUUGUUUUCAAUUAAUCUUCGGUUAGAAUAAACAAUAAAUACACAAAUGUGCAGUGAAGCUGCAUUCGUAAACCCUUUA
This is a messenger RNA of Drosophila kikkawai, 2005 nucleotides long. RefSeq names its product JIL-1 anchoring and stabilizing protein (gene Jasper). The record is from RefSeq and is a predicted model, not a curated record. Lineage: Eukaryota; Metazoa; Arthropoda; Insecta; Diptera; Drosophilidae.